Molecule: messenger RNA, 162 nt
Organism: Aspergillus clavatus NRRL 1
Lineage: Eukaryota; Fungi; Ascomycota; Eurotiomycetes; Eurotiales; Aspergillaceae
Exons: 3
Coding region: 1-162 (53 amino acids)
Source: RefSeq, a predicted model, not a curated record
AUGGGGAAAAAUGAUCGGCCUAGUGAUGAAACAUGGUUGGGUGUUAUGACCCUUCGUAACAAGGGCCUGGAAGUGAGCCUCCCAAGGCCAUUCCAGAGGGAGCUUUGGGACCUCAUGGAGAACAACGUCCUGAUGACUGUUUUUAGCCGCUCGGAAGCCUAA